This is a messenger RNA of Rhinolophus ferrumequinum (greater horseshoe bat), 3246 nucleotides long. It is a transcript of the gene PLXDC1, whose product is annotated as plexin domain containing 1. Lineage: Eukaryota; Metazoa; Chordata; Mammalia; Chiroptera; Rhinolophidae. The transcript has 14 exons. The coding region runs from base 571 to 2073 and encodes 500 amino acids. The record is from RefSeq and is a predicted model, not a curated record.
UGGAACUGGGAGGAGGGAGAUGGCAGGAGGCCAUGGCCCGACGAAGGAGCCCCGGUCCCUUCCUUGGGUCUGCCCACCCCCCGUCCCCGCCCGGCUUUUCUCUCGGCAGCUUUCCCCGGGGGGAGGAAGAGGAGGGGAAGGGAGGUAGGAACUAAGGUGCGGUGUUGGGGGGCAGCUGAUGCUCUUCCGGAGUUCUUUUAGUCCAAGGGGGUCUCCCGCCCUGUACCCCGACUCCACCCCGCUCAGACCCCCUCGGUCCGCGCCUAGGGAGCUGCUGCGGGAGCUCUCGGGAAGGGCGGGGAGGGCCCAGGGAAGACUGGGGAGAGCUCUGGAGGCGCCGCGCCCCCCGCCCCGCCCCCUCCGGGGCUCCGCUCCUGGCCACCGCCGCUCUGCUCGCUCCCCGCCCGCUCGCGCGCUCGCCGCUCGCGCCUCCCAGCCUGGCCCGGCUCUCCGCCGCCGCCUCGCAGCCCACCCCUCGGUCUGUCAGCCCGAGGACCGCGCCGCCUAGCCCGGGCCCCUCCCUCGCCAAGGCCCGGGAGCAGCGGCGGGGGGCGGAUCCUGGCGCCCACCAUGCGGGGCGAGCUCUGGCUCCUGGUGCUGGUGCUCAGGGAGGCUGCCCGGGCGCUGAGCCCCCAGCCCGGAGAAGGUCAGGAUGCAGGCCGAGGCUCUGGAUGGGCCGCCAAGGGGACAAUGCAGAGCUGGAAUCGGAGAGCCCGAGAGAGCCCUGGGCAGGUGUUGGAGCCGGACAGGACCCAGCUGAGCCAGGACCUGGGUGGGGGCACCCUGGCCAUUGACUCACUGCCAGAUAACAGGACCAGAGUGGUGGAGGACAACCACAGCUACUAUGUGUCACGUCUGUACGGCCCCAGCGAGCCCCGCAGCCGGGAGCUCUGGGUGGAUGUGGCCGAGGCCAACCAGAGCCAAGUGAAGGUCCACAGAAUCCUGUCUAACACCCACCGGCAGGCUUCGAGAGUGGUCUUGUCCUUUGAUUUCCCUUUCUACGGGCAUCCUCUGCGACAGAUCACCAUAGCAACUGGAGGCUUCAUCUUCACUGGUGACGUGAUCCAUCGGAUGCUCACAGCUACUCAGUAUGUGGCCCCUCUGAUGGCCAACUUCAACCCUGGCUACUCCGACAAUUCAACAGUUGCUUACUUUGACAAUGGGACAGUCUUUGUGGUUCAGUGGGACCACGUCUACCUGCAAGGAUGGGAAGACAGAGGCAGCUUCACCUUCCAGGCAGCUCUGCACCGAGACGGCCGCAUUGUAUUCGGCUACAAAGAGAUCCCUAUGUCCAUCCUGGAAAUCAGUUCUUCCCAGCACCCUGUCAAAGCCGGCCUGUCAGAUGCCUUCAUGAUUCUCAACUCAUCCCCGGAUAUACCAGAAUCUCGGCGAAGGGCCAUCUUUGAAUACCACCGUGUGGAGCUGGAUCCCAGCACAGUCACCAGCACGUCGGCCGUGGAGUUCACCCCAUUGCCAACCUGCCUGCAGCAUCAGAGCUGUGACACCUGCAUGUCCUCGGACCUGACCUUCAACUGCAGCUGGUGCCAUGUCCUCCAGAGAUGCUCCAGUGGCAUUGACCGCUACCGCCAGGAGUGGCUGGCCUACGGCUGUGUCCAGGAGGCAGAGGGCAGGACCUGUGAGGAUUUCCAGGAUGAGGAUCACGACUCGUCCUCCCCCAACAGCUCCUGCGGCCCCUUUGAUGGAGACCUCAGCACCACCUCCUCCUCCCUGUCCAUGGACAGCCUCACCACAGAAGAUGACACCAAGUUGAAUCCCUACGCAGGAGAAGAUGGCCUUCAGAACAACCUGCCCCCUAAGACAAAGGGCCCCCCUGUGCACCUGGGCACCACUGUGGGCAUCGUGCUGGCAGUCGUCCUCGUGAUGGCCAUCAUCCUGGCAGGGAUCUACAUCAGCGGCCACCCCACCUCCAAUGCUGCUCUCUUCUUCAUCGAGCGGAGACCUCAUCACUGGCCGACCAUUAAGUUCCGCAACCACCCCAACCAUUCCACCUACACGGAGGUGGAGCCCUCAGGCCAUGAGAAGGAGGGCUUCGUGGAGGCCGAGCAGUGCUGAGAGCGUCUUGGAAGGGUAGGAUGGAAGACCCCAGAGGCCCCAAUAAAAACGAGUCAAACAAAGCAGAGAAGCGAUUUUUCUUAUUCUCCUCUGAACAUAUCCUGGUUGGGAAGAUGGGACAGUGGUUUGUGGUGCUAGACCUACAGUUUGGCCAUCACACCCCAGAUAUUGAAGCAGGGGGCAGAAAAGCGACCACACUGAGUUUUUAAGGAACCAUGACCUGAUUUCAUCCUGUUUUCAUGCAAGGGGCUUUCAAUGGUCUACCCUGUAGCGGCCCCAGAGGCCCCUCCCACCUGAAGAUGGCCAGAUGCCUGCAUAGGACACAAGAGAAGCGAACUCUCGAUCGGGGCUGCCACAUUCCAGGGUCCAUAGACUCAAGAGCUGGUCCUCAUGACUAUGGAUUCGGCACAUUCAGCCCCCGCUUCUGGGCUCUGGAAAUCUGGAGGAGUUCUCGCCGUCUGUUAAACUAGUACAGCCGCUCUCAGCCCUUCGUCAAGCCACCGAACGGCAUUCUAUCAUCCGAGGAAAGCCAAAGGACAGGAGAGAAAAGAACUUGUGAGGAAAAUUGCAUCUUUAGGCUUUGCUCCCUCAACUUGCCCUUUCUGCUGAGAACCAGUACUUCUGCUUCAACGUGUGUGCAGCCCGCGUCACGGGCUUUACCCUGGCUGUGCCCAGACUCAGCCUGGCGAGCCACGCGGCGCUCUUUAUUCCAACGGCACGUUUGGUAUCCAUUGCACGAGUAUUCACUGACCUCCUGUCAGUGCCAGUAAGUACCUCCAAGGGCAGAGUUUCCCUGAUCAUGAUUUUUCCUCUUCCGAACUGGACUUUGAUAGCUAUUAGAGAGGAACAGGGUGGUUUAUUGAGACAUACCCAGCAGGGAACUUCAGUCGGAAUCUGCUGAGAAGCUGUCGGUUGGAACAGAGGACUAUUGACAUGGGAAGGAGGGACUUUCUACGUAAAACCUUGACCUGGAAAGCUGCUUCCAUCUCCCAGUUCUGCUGGAAGUUUUUGGGACAGAGAGUUUAGGCUCUCAAACUUAAACCUCGUUUUAAGGGAAUUCUGUCUCAGAGAGGAGUCAGGGCUGCCUCUGAAGAGGAUUUAAAAUGAAAAUCCAUAACUCAUCCUCAGUCAAAGUAAAACGUAUCAGCAGUCAAUAAAUAUUAAAUCACAGUC